UAAUAAUUUUAUUCCAGGACUUUUUAUAUCCCAGAACUCCAGCUCUUCCUGUGACUGCACCAACCCCACCUGAAACUGGGGUGUGGCCGAAACCCUUGCUCGAUACACAGUUCAGGGCUGUUCCAGGAACUCAGCGAACCCCCCACUAACACUUUCUAUAUCUAGGGUUUACCGCUCCCUCACACUGACUAAACUCACUUUCUGAACCCGCUGACGUCACACUGAUAACCGAGUCAGGGAGAGCGAAUAGUUCCCAGUUACGGUCACUUUAGUAUUGCCAUUAAGGAGUGUUAGGCAGACUAGGCGGCAGGGAGGAGCCCGCAGACAGGAACUGCUCUCCUCAUCCUGUUUCCUCCCUCUGAUCUCGGGCUGGGAUAAAUUGGAAUUUGUGAGUUUGGACAAAGCGCCUGUCCGUGGCUUGAGGCCGCCCUUUACCCCCCAGUCCUGGUCUUCGUUGUCGAGUUCGACAUCGUAGCAGGUGAGUGUAGGUGGGCAACUUUUCCCCAAAGUCUCCCUUCUUUCUUUUAAACUAGUUGAACGUUCCUUUAGGAUUCCAUGCGCAGUUAUACUGUAUCAAGCUGGGAUCUUGUGUAAUAUAUGGGUUCACUUCAUGUAGACUUUUAUUUACUUUUCUUACCAGAGUAUUUCUACAUUAUUAAACUUUGUUUAACCCUUUCUGUGCCAGAGAUGAACCCCCAGUGUCCUGGACACACCUCGUUCUUGGCACUGAAAGGGUUAAAGCUAUGGUUAGAUCAGCCACCUAUUCGUACUCGGGUGAGUGAUCUUGUUGUUUUCCUGUCCAGGAGUUGUUUGUAAAAGUUGGCAUUAUGGUGGAGGUGAGGGUGUUGUCCACAUCCCUGUCUUCCGGCGCCAUGUAUGAUGCUGUGGAACUACAGUUCAGUCCUCAGGCCCGAUUCGAAGUAGUGGAGGCGUAGGGAGGGGGGUCUGAAUCACAUUUUUUCUUUGGGCCAGCCCUCUCCCUUUUUUAUUUUUUUUCUCUCUCCCCUCCCAAACCUGGGUUUACUUUUCAGACUUCCCUUUUUUUUAGUUUCGAUUAGACCAGUACUGGUUGUACAUGGUAUGUUGGAUUUACACUGAUACAUAUUUAAAACCAAAGUUUAUUCUCUAUAGCAUGCAUACUUUUCAGGGUAAUUUGAUAAGCUGUGAAUAUUGAGGAGUUAUUUACUAAGCUCCGAACUUUGGUAAACCAGUCUGUAUUUGUUGCACGUUUAAAUCCGAAUGGCAAUCUUGAGUCUACGUUAGCCGAUUUGGAGAAUUUCUCUGAAUCGGCUAUUUUAGCCUUAAUUUUAUAACUUGGAUUUUCAUUUGCUUCAACUAUAGUUUUAGUGAAUAACCCUGCAAGAUAGUUUCGAAAUUUAGGUCACAAUAGUUAUACUGAACAUAUAGCUGACUGGGUGACUUUUGUUUUCCAGUUCGGCUAUUUUGAAAUCCUUACCAUGUGUAAAUAACUAGUGAAUAAUCUUGAGUGUCUGCAAGAUAUGGGCAGAUCACAGGGUAGCUGUAAAUUUGCUAAUGUGAGCAAUUUCUUGUUACUGUCAUAUUUCAUUUUGUUUCAACUAGCUAUUGUUCAGAGCCCUGGUAUAUGUUGGCAUGUUAUAAAUAAUAGAUCGUUGUUCUUGCAGCAGUAGAACUGUUUUUGGAUCUUAUUUUAUUUUUUUUUCUUCCCAGGAAUGGUCAGUGUGUAGUCCAUGGAGUCUCUCUAAAAUUGUUGCCAUUCCUUUCUCACCAAUUUGCCCUGUGGUGUUAUGUUACCAUUCCCGAAAUUCUAUGCUGCUCCUCCACUUUAAUUAUUCAUUGAAAAAGGCUUAGACAAGGUGUCCAUCCCUUCAGGUUAACAUAGUUUUUGGAUGCAUUAAUAAUGCAUGCAGGGCUUUCUCUAAUUGUUGUUUUUAUAUGUAUCACGAAAAACCUGGUAUUCAAUGCUGGAUUCCUAUAUCAAACUGGCAACUGGCUUCUGUAUCUGCACAAUAAAGAAUUGUUAAUUUUAAACAAAGCCUAGCCAAACCAUAUAUAAUAUUUUUUUUUUACAUUGGAACCAUGUUUUGACUAUUUUCUAUAGACAGACAAGGGAUUCUGAGAGCAGAUAAAGGCUGUAGUAAUAUGCUGAUGCAGUGUGUGUGUGUGUUGGUUUUUUUUUUUUUUUUUUUCUCUAAGUAUGAUGGCUACCAAAAAUAUUAUCAGCUUGGUGUAGUAACUUGUGCAUUACCUUGUUUGCACAGCUAGUCACAUCAGAGUUUAAGCGUUUUGUAUUAUUUUGGCUUAUUUAGGACACUUUCUGCAGAAAAAGUAUACUUGGCAGUAUUCACAUUAUCAUACUCCUUGGCAAUACCGAUCUCUGUAAUAGGCAAAUUUUAAUUUUUUUCCUCUUGAAAACAUUCGAACCAUAAACCUUACAGCCAACUGUAGUUGUUAUGGUGCCAGGGUUGAGGUGUCAAAUUGUUUUAGCAGUUUGACAUUUUACCAGAGUCUGGUUGGCACCUGUGCAGCAUAACCUACAUCUGUUCUCCUUGCAGGAGAAGCUGGAUGUCACUGCUAAGAGCAACGCAGGACCCCAAUCUUUGGCUGAGCGCAUCAUGCUGAGUGCUCUUAUCCCGGGACUUGACAAAUUUGUUUAGAGUCUAGGAGCCAGCUACCAUCUUUCCCCUAAAAUUGGACUGGGUCUUUUUAUUAAUUUUUCCCUCGAAAAAUGCACUAAGUCUUAUUUUCAGGGGGUGUCUUUUUUUCGGGAAAAAAACGAUGGCAAGCAGGUCUACAUUGGGGGUGGGGGAGGGGGGGUCACUGUGGGUGUCUUUAAAGGGACACUAUAGUCACCUGAACAACUUUAGCUUAAUGAAGCAGUUUUGGUGUAUAGAACAUGCCCCUGCAGCCUCACUGCUCAAUCCUCUGCCAUUUAGGAGUUAAAUCCCUUUGUUUAUGAACCCUAGUCACACCUCCCUGCAUGUGACAUGCACAGCCUUCCAUAAACACUUCCUGUAAAGAGAGCCCUAUUUAGGCUUUCUUUAUUGCAAGUUCUGUUUAAUUAAGAUUUUCUUAUCCCCUGCUAUGUUGAUAGCUUGCUAGACCCUGCAAUAGCCUCCUGUAUGUGAUUUAAAGUUCAAUUUAGAGAUUGAGAUACAAUUAUUUAAGGUAAAUUACAUCUGUUUGAAAGUGAAACCAGUGUUUUUUUUUUUUUUCAUGCAGGCUCUGUCAAUCAUAGCCAGGGGAGGUGUGGCUAGGGCUGCAGCUCCCUUCCAGCUACCUUUCCUGCAGCUCCCUUCCAGCUCCCCAGUGUAAUCUCGCGAGUCCCGCGGCCGCAGAGUGUUGCCACAGGUUACCAUGGCAACGUGGCACGCAGACAGCGAGAUUUGCACUGGGAGCUGGAAGGGAGCUGCAGGAAAGGUAACAGCUUGCUGCCGACCCCCACUGCCCAGUACAUGCCAAGUUGAAGACCACCAAAGGACAAAGCUGCACAUGUAGCAGUGUCAGAGGGAGAGAGCCAUGUUUCUGUUAAGGCUAGUAAAUCUACUGAACGAGAGAUGAAGAGGUCGUGGACAGCAGUAGAUUUUGUAAUUUUGCAAACAGAGCGUGGCACCCUGGAUUUGUCGAGCCCUGCCUUAGCCAAAGUGCGCUGUCUCGUAUCUGCUAACUUUUGUAGGUCUAGAGCUAUCCAGCUUCACUAGCUGGAGAAUUCCAGAUGUGGCACUACAGGAUUUGGUUAAGUUGUCAAGCUGUUUCUCCAUGGUUUCUUAUCUUUCCAUGGGACAGUGCAAGGGCUCUCCUUGCACCACAACACUUAUAGCAGACUGUAGUCGUCAGUCCUGAGAGUGUUCCUUUUUAAAGGCUGUUAAAGGAACACUUCAAGCACCAUAAUUGCCACAGCUAACUGUAGUGGUUGUGGUGCCAAAAGUGCUCUGGUGCGCCACCCUAUCCUUUGUAAGUAGUCAAACUCUCUUAAAUAUUGGUUUGACGUCAUACCUGGGGUCUGCAGGCACUCGCUGCCUAUGUCCACCACAGCUACAAGAGAGUUGUAAGCUCCCUGCCUCAGUUAAGGAGGGCUUAGCUCAUUAGCUGAGAGAAAGGAGCUGAUGCUGUGAGCUAUCCCUACCCUGCUCAGUUUGACUUGGGCAAGCUAAUGGGACACCUUGCAUAGAUGUUUCCAGCUGUCCUCUCCUGUAGUGGAGGCAGAGAGCAGAGCUGGCAUACUGGGGAGCAAUGACCAUAGUAUACAUCUGCCCCAAUACAUACAUUUGAAAACAAAGAAAAAAGUUAGUUGUGCACUAUCCUGUAUCCCACAUUUAAAGGGACACUCCAGGCACCCAAACAACAUUCUCUAAAUGAAGUUGUUAUGGUGCCAGGAGGCCACUGGACGGACACUUAACUGAUAUUGUUCAACUGUUGUCAAAUAGUUUAACCCCCAACUUGCCUCCAGCGGCUAUCUUUGUGUUUGUUUUUUAUUUAUUAUUUUUUUUAUUUUUUUUUAAGUCAAAUGCUUCUAAAAUGAAUUCACUGCUUAUACAGGGAAGUACCAGAACCACUACAGUAGUUAUGGUUCUUUAAAUGUGUUUCGCCCCCCCCCCCUCCCCCCCAACUUAGACAUUCCAGGUAAUCCCUAAAUCCUAGACCAGGCAUAGGCAACCUUCUGCACUUCUGCACUCCAGGUGUUUUUGGUGCUGAGGCUUUGCCAGCACCAUGGGUGUCAGAGCAUUAUGGGGGAUGUAGUCCAAAACAUGGGUGUCAGAGCAUUAUGGGGGAUGUAGUCCCUGUCCUAGACUGUUAGGUGUACCUUGAGGAGAGGGUUGUGAAGUACUGCUGAGAAGUGUCAAUGUUUACUCAUUGCCUAAACAGUGCUGGUUGUCAGACUGACCACCACUCGAAAGACUUCCUUAUUGAAGACUUUAUGUUUGUGAGGACGCUAAACAAACCCAUCAAAGGCAGGCUGCAGCACUUGUCAAUUCUCUUUGAAAACCACUGGGUUGGACAAAAAUCCUAAUGAUGACUUCACCAGAGGAGAAGAGAUGUGUGUGUGUGUGUGUGUGUGUGUGGUGGUUUUUUUAUUUAUUUAUUUAUUUUUUAAUUUAAACAAGGAGUCCCAAUUGCCUAAAUACAUUAAGGAAAACGAACAUAAAAAAUAUUUAAUGUUCGCGUUUCUUUUAUUGAUAUCUGUGUCCAUCUGUACUUUAGUUUCACAAGGGACGUUUUGACAGUGCGUAAUGUAAAUAAGCUUCACAAGGUUACAAGUUAGUUUCAAAUUUUAGGCCACAGUAGCCAAUAUAGUGAGUUAUUUUUGUAUAAGAGUUGAAACUCCCUUUCCAUUACUAAUGUUUCAUAUUUUUAUUGAUUAUUGCCGUUGUUUUCACAUAUAUGAUGGUGAAAUAUUUUUUUUUUUUUGUUUGUUUUUUUUGUUUCCCCCUCCCCCACCACUCCUGUGUCCUUUAUCAGAAAAAAUUGGAAUGUUUUUGCUUCGGAGUGUAAUUCCAAAUAUGUGCAGAUUGUUGAGUGACUAAAUCAGGAUCUGGUCAUAUCAAAGUACUUAACAUUUUUGGCAGCUCACCCAAAAAAAAGUGCUGGCAUCCUUGACCCAUGUUUUAACAGGCAUUCAAAUGUGAAUGCAGGUGUUACAUUUUUUCCUGAUAUGAUAUUGAUGCUGGUCACUUAAAACGCAUGUACGUAAUUUCUCUGUUGGAUUCAAACUUAAACUCCUUUUGGUUAACUCACCUGUGCAAUAAGGGUUCAGAACGAAUGUAAUGUUGGGUGUGUGUGGGAUUUGUACCUUUUUUGUAUGCUAUAAUUGCAGUAAUGACCUUCGUGAAGUGGGGUUUGUCGUGUGUGGGCUCUUUUUCACUCUGCAGUGGUUUAAAAAAUAAAUAAAAUUUAAAUGCAUAUUUAGUAUAAACUACAAAAGAGAUUAGAUCUGUGAACGGUUUCCUGAGGGAAUUUUGCAGACACCACGUUGAUUAGGGGUAUGGUAGUUAUGUGAUUGCAGGUCAAACCAACCGUGAUCUGAGUAUGUGGAAGUUUGUGUUGUGUAUUACUUAAACUAGUUGAUAGCCUAAUUAUGCCAACAUUUGAAUAGCUGAAUUAAUCCACACUGACUGUCUAAAGGGGUGUUAAAAGACUGGUAUAUUUGAAAAACCCAAACUUUGCAUUUUUCUACAUGGAUGGAUAUGACUCAAUAUUGGUGUCAGUGAUUUUGAAAGUAUUAAAUUUACUUUUUUGCAAUUGACAUGACUAUUCACCAAAUGAUUGGUGGAUUGACCAGGGAAUUGCAAUUGGGCUAAAAUAUCCCCCCAGCCCCCUGAAUUUUAUGCCUCAUAAUAAUCCUAUAAUUUAACCUUUAAAGUUGAGCAGUAUUUUAUCUUGGCACAGAUAAGAACUUUGGUUUAAAAAAUAAAUAAAAACAAUUGCUCUGUAGAUUGUGAUGGUUGAGGGUAAUACAAUGAUCACCACACACUAUGGCAAAAUUGGUGACCUAAAUGGCUUCACUAAAAUAAUGGAAACAGCCCCAUGAGAUGUGCUAAAGUAGUUGAAAUCCUUUGCAUGUCCAGCAAAACAUACUGUCAAAAUUCUGAGUUUGAAACGAAAGCACAUUAUUGCUAAUAUUUUUAUAGUAAAAUUAUGGACCUACCCAACUUUGCUCCAUGGCGGUUUCCCUGGGGGGUGUUUUGUGAUCUAUUAGACCCUUUAAUUUAAGAAAAAAUAAUAAUAGAUCACAACAGAUUUUUAAUUUUUUUGAAACUGCUAUGUAUGUAUGUAUGUAUGGUUAACCCUAGUUGGACCAGGCACCCAGACCACUUCAUUAAGCUGAAGUGGUCUGGGUGCCUACAGUGGUCCUUUAACCACACUAUGUGGGGUGGUGGUGAGAAUUCUCUGGUUCACGUGGAGGCAAUCAUCUCUCAGGCAGACCAUUGGGUUUGGUUAGUUGGGGGGGGGGGGAGGCGGGGAAUUUUGAUAUUUAUUUAAAAAACCAUAAACACCAGAUUGCAUUUCUAUGUAUACAUAUGCUUGACAAGCCAGAUUUUAAGCAUUUUGUGAUGAUUUAGGUUCCAGUGAUGGCAAUUAACUUCGUUUCACCAUAGUAGAUAACAUUUUUACUGCUUGCCACAGUGAGGCACUACUUGUAAAUGGGGCAUGCCUCUCAAACCUAGAUUAAAAUUCUAAAAUAGGUUUUUCACUUAAUCAUUGUACAAUAAAGGUGAUCCUUUUAAGGGGAUACAUAAGGCACUAAAGAUUCAAAAAUGCUUUGGAGGGGUGGGGGGAGAAUUCUUCCCUGAUCCUAUUUUUCUUCUGUCUAUAGAGAUGACUUUAAAUACAGGAAACGUGAACUUCAAAUGGGACCCAAAAAGCUUGGAAAUUCGAACAUUGGCAGUUGAAAGACUGCUUGAGCCUCUAGUUACUCAGGUAAAUAAAUUUUCUGAUAUUUGAAUAUUGAAGUAAAAACAUUCUGUUUGUUUUUUUUUUUUUUUUUAUAUUUUGUAAUAAUAUACCUCUGUGUCUGCUGUCUGCCUACAAAUGUGGUUCAGCUGAAUUUCCACAAUUCAGUUGGACUGUAAUUGCAACCAGUCAGUUAUCCAUCACUAUGAAAAACUAAUUGGCACCACUUAAAAAGCUGCAUGGGAGAAAUGGUUAACUUCAAAUUCCCAAUUAUUAAUAUCCAGUGGAAUUCUGCUUCUUGAUAAAUACGUUUUUAAGUAGGAUUUCCAUGUGCAAAUCACUGAGUCUUAAAGCAGACACUAGAUGGACCUUUAGUAGCUGAGAACUACAAACGUGUUUGAAACUCCUUAAUUUUAGCAGAAUUUUGUUAAUCUCACCUGCAUCUGAGGUUCAGUGAAUAACACUGAUGGCCAUAGCACAUUCACUGGUAUAUUCCAAACCGCACCUGCUUAUGCACACCAGACAAGUCCUCCCUUACCAAUUGGUCAUUGCAGGAAAGUCUCCCUCUUUUUGCCUUAUAUGUGCAGGCAGACUUGAUCCAUGCAGAGUUCUCUGUGGCAGCUCCGCUUUGGUAAUAUAUAGCAGAGCUGCCACAGUUUUGUAAUUCUGCAGAUUGUGAUGCAUGACUAUAUUUUCCUUAUGAUGUUGUUGAUAUCCAUGUUUAAAAAAAAAAAAUAAAAUAAAAAUCUCUAUCAGUAUUUGAGAUGUCAAGUUUUGUGACUUUCUUGGUUAUCUAAUUAGGUAGUCAUGUGAUUGAUCUGAAGUGUUUAAAUAUACUCUUGGUUUUAAGUUCACUUUAGUGUAUUUAAACACUUCAGAUCAAUGGGAGUCGAAACAUUGCAAUUUUGGGACUGCAUCCCUUUUAAUAAAGAUUACACUCCCUGCUGGCACCAUUUUGCCUGUUUAUCCUUCACUUGUAUUGAUCCAGGCAGGGAUGUCAAUCAUAUGCACUUAUUUGAAUUGUGGGCGCUCCUACAAACAAAGGUUCCUGGCAGCUGCACCUUCCAUUAUGGCUGGAUGAGUAUUUCAGCUGUCAGGCGUACUGCACAAUGCAAAAAAUAUGUGCCUAUUUGCUAAUUCAUAUAAAGGGACAGUAUAGAUGGCAAAACCGUCACCCGCUGUUAUGGCUCCAGGUGUUUUAUUGUACCAUCUCACCAAAAGUAGUCAAACCUUUUUCAAAUAGUUUUCAGAGGCGUACCCAGAGUCUCUAGUGCCCUUGGCGAGGAGCUGUACUCCCCCCUCUAUAUCAUGGAAAAAGUUAAAAUUUGAAAGAAUGUGCUCCACUGUGUAAAGGGGAAACUAAAGAAACAUUUCUAGCAUUAUAUUUUGUCUCCUAAACCUCCCUGUCCCAUUACAAAAAUGAAUAAAAAUACAUUUAAGUUUCUUGGGAAUGGAGGCCUGCUAGUCACCUAAAGCAUUCCACACUAAUAUGAAACCACUGCAAGGAGAACUCCUACAAACCCUCCCAUCUGCUAGUGCGCAUGAAUUGCAAGCUCCAUACAUAAUGCUUUCCCAGUAAUAAUUAUCCGCCUCAAAAUAUAUACUUUUUUUUUUUUUUUUUUUUUUACCACACACACAUUUAUACUUGUGUGAUGAUGGUGAUGUGCCAGAGGAAUUCUUGUCACCAUAUUGCAAGCAUAGUACAGACUCAUCACAUCUAAUGACCAGCAUAACACAGGCACAUUACACCUUACUGCAAACACAACAAAGGCAAAUCACUUUUAUUAAUUUUUUUACAAGCAUAACACAGGGACAUUACACCAUAUCCGUACCGGACUGGCAUAAAAAAACAGCCCUGUUAAUAAUUUUAUACCAGACCCAUAGCAUUGUCAUUAUACCAGACCCAUAUCCUAGCGUUCUAUGCUUGUUCACAAAAGUGGGAAAAAACAUGCAUUUAAAAGCAAGAGUAUAUUCUAUAUAUAGACAAGAAUGUGAUAUAUCUAUAUAUCAUUAGUAUGUACAGUUAUCUCACACACUGCCCUGAUGUAUACCCCAUGCACAGGGCAAUAUAUAGGUCCCAGUAUGUAAACAAUGUUAUAUGAAUUGCCCUGUGCAAGGGUAUAUAUCAGGGCAGUGGUGGCUCUAGACUUUGUGAGGCCUUGGCGAUACUCAAACGUGAGGCCCCACUACAGCCAAAGUGAAAAUAAAUAGUUCAUUGUGUGUAUAAGGUCAGGGCCGGCGCUUCCAUAAGGCGGCACAGGGGCCGCCUUAAAACACGUAAAAGACUCCUUGGCUCUUUGCCUGUGAUUCACAUUUUAAAAACAUUUCCUGCUCCUGAUUUGCUGCCCGGUUCCCAGUUCUGCUCUGAUAUGUCAGCGGAGAUUGAUGGGCAGGGCACUUCCUCUCCCCCCCCCCCUCUCCCCCCACUUGCGGGGCUUAAAUUUCCCCUACAAGAGAUCCUACUUAUAUGAUAUAAUGGACAGGGCAGGGAUUGAUGUUGCAUUUAUUCAGGAGACUCAUUGUCCAUCCCCGGUCAUUCUGUCUCUUCCCCUCUCCCCCGUAGCCCUGUGUCACUCUUUUCCCCUAAUCACUGCCCCCUAUUACUAUGUCACUGUCCCCCUGCCCUCUAGCCAUGGGUCACUGUGUCCUAGCCCUGCGUCACUCUUUUACCUAAUCUCCUGCCCAAUAAACCCUGUGUUACACUGUCCUCAUAGCCCUGUGCUAAUUUGUCCCCCUAAUACCCUGCUCCCCUAGUCCUGUGUGACUCUGUCCCCCUAAUACCCAAUAUAUUACAAGAUCAACAAUAUAAUAAAUAAAAAUGUAAUUCUUGGUGACCCGUAGGUGGAGUACAUGGUAUGCACCUGUGUCUGGUGCAGACUAUUAUAAUUACUGUCUCAUGGUUUUGGUGCCCAGUUAUAGAGUCAAUGCACUCACACAGGGAUUCCUAGCCUGAACUUUGACUCAUAACAAGCACCAGACUAGAAGGAGGGGUCUGCAGUGCACUAGUCAUAAGUACAGGAUGUGUUUUACCACCGGGCCACCAGGGAAUUUAGCUCCCUCCAUACAAAAAAAGUAAACAGGAGUAGAGGUAAAACAUCUUUUUAUUAUAUGAAUUAAACACCCACUACACACAGCCAACACAUGUACAUGAAACAUAUCACACACACAGACCAAACACAGCCACCACACAUUACAUCACAUUAUUAUGACGUUUAUUAUAGUGGAGCUCUGUGAUAGUGUUAUAUAAAAUGCACAUUCAUUUUUAAAGGUGUGGAGCUCUGUAAUAAUCUACUGUGCACAACACCGAUUUGUGAUACACUCAAAAAAGACAUUUGUUUUCUUUGUUUGCUGUGGAUCUCUGGGAUUAACUCAUACGCAACACACAAUACUGUGAAUUGUAAUGCCCAGGAUCAAGAUAAAUGAGGAAAACCCAGUCCAAAGCAAUACAACUAACAGUAUAGUGUUGCAUGAUUGAGAAUCAAAAAGCACCAAAGCAAUAAUCUUUGUGUUUUGUAAGUGGUGCCUUUGUAUAUAUACAUCAAGGGAGUGAUGGGGUGGCAAAAUGCAUCCCUGCCUGUGUACCUAAAAAUUCUUGCACCGGCCCUGUAUAAGGUGCUGUAGUUAUAUUGAAGGAUGGCCUUGCAGCAUUGGAUACAGAGAGCUAGUCUCUGAAUUAAUUGUUCAGAGGCUUGCCGUGUCUCUCUUCUCUCUCUCCUCCCCCCCCCCUUUUUUGUUCUUACUGUAAAUAAACAAACCUUAAUUUGCCUUGGACUAAAUCCCCUUUUUUCUGGUCUAUAUGCAUGAUCUUGUGUCCUAUGUGUAGCCCUGUUUAGGAAUAGGUUUCCAGACAAUGGUUUGUACUGGUCUUGAAUAUACUUGUAUAAUGCUAUCAUAUCCCCUCUGAGGUGUUGUUUAUUGUAAACUAAAGAGAUUUAAAUUUGUUUACCUUACUUUAUAACUAUAAUGCUCCAUUUCUUUUAUUGAUUUUAUAGCCGCCUCUGCACUUGCCUAUUUCAAGAUCUUUUACAAAUCUGUUUUUUUUUUUCAGAGAAACGCAGUGUUUACAUUUCAGCGUGGUGGUGUUAACACUAUGAGGUCAGGAAUGUAUGUUUGUGUUACUGACCCUAUAGUGUUCCUUUUUAACGUAUGUGUAUAUAUCUGGAAUCCUUGCCUAGGAACAGUAAAUUAUUUUGUGUGCAUGAUUGUUUUGCAUUGUUUGUAAUGGUGCUUCUCCACUAUUUGCAACAUUUAGGUAACAACUUUGGUGAAUACAAGUAAUAAAGGACCGUCCAAUAAGAAGAAAGGUCGGUCAAAGAAAGCUCAUGUUCUGGCCUCUUCAGUUGAACAAGCCACACUGAAUUUCCUGGAGAAAGGAGAUAAAAUUGCAAAGGAAAGCCAGUUUCUCAAAGAGGAAUUGGUUGCAGCUGUUGAUGAUGUUCGUAAACAAGGUAUUUGGCGUGGUGUUGUGAGUGGGGUGGUUCCCCCCUCACCCCUCAGUACAAAACUUAGGAAUGCUAUAAUUCCUUUAACCUCUUAAGGACAUGUGACAUGUCAUGAUUCCCUUUUAUUCCAGAAGUUUGGUCCUUAAGGGAUUAACCUUUGCAUACAGAACUUUUUUCUAAAUAUUGCACAUUUCCUUUUGAAUCUUAUUGACUUUAUUCUGUUUUGGGGGCAAGUCUGUAUGUGUGUAUAUAAUGCUGAAACAUGCAAUGUGAGCAUUCACAGACCCAUGUAUUUUUGGACACUGGUUGGAAAAGGCACUCUUCUGUUUUUAAAUCGAAGUGUGUGUUUUUUUUUUUAUUUUUAUUUUUUUUCUAUUUUUUAUUUUUUUUUAUCCUUCAUGACUGAAGCAGAUUUUCAGACUCUUUCCCCCGAGCAACCUAUCACCCUGCAUGUGGCCUGUAAUUGACUGCUGUUCUCUAACCAGCUUUUAGUUGAGUGUAUCUGUCGGUUACCAUCCAGCAGUAGCUACAGUGAUCUAAAACAUUAACUUUAAGUCCACAUUUGGUACAAAUAAAGUGUUUUGUGUUCUACAGGAGAGUCGAUGAAGAGUGCUUCUGGAGAGUUUGCUGAUGAUCCCUGCUCAUCAGUGAAACGUGGAAAUAUGGUUCGAGCUGCACGUGCCCUGCUAUCUGCAGUCACAAGAUUGCUUAUUUUGGCUGACAUGGCAGAUGUGUAUAAACUACUUGUACAGCUGAAAGUGGUAAUUUCUUUUAUUUUUCUCUUGGCAAUCCUGUACAAGUCUGGAUGGUCAAAUGAUUAAUGAAUGUGAUUUGGGUAUUUUAAGGAUUUAUUCAGUGUGUUUUCCAAUGUUUGCUUAAAUGCAGAAAGAUUGAUAUAUAAUAAGGUUUUCAGAACUUUCCAAAGGGAAAAAAUAGUUAAAGGGACACUACAGUCACUAGAACAAUUACAGUUUAAUGUAGUUGUUCUGGGGAGUAUAAUCAUUACCUGCAGGUAUUUCUAUGUAAACACUGCCUUUUCAGGAAAAAAAGGCAGUGUUUUAAUUUGCCCCAUAAGGACACCUCCAGUGGCCACUUAUCAGGUGGCUUCCUGUGGCAGUGUACAGCAAUGCCUUCAGCAUCUCCACCCUCUGCAUGGAGACAUGGAACUUUCCUCCUAGUGAUGCAUUGGGGGGUGUGGUUAAAACGAUGUGGUCAGAAAUACAUGUUUGUUCCUGACCCUAUAGUGUUCCUUUUAAGGGAAAAAGUUAAAUUUACAGUUGCAUUUUCUCAUAUGCAUUUUUUUUUUUUUUUUUUUUUAAAUCUAAUUGUUUAAAACUUUAAAAGACAAAACAGAAGUGACAAUUUGACAGUUAUCAUUUUGAAAGUAUAGCACUGUCUAAAUGCUUUAUUACAAGAAGCUUAAACUGUAUAUCUUGGAUUUUAUAAAAUUUAAAGCUGUGGUGUGUGGGUUUUUUUGUGCGUGCAUUUAAGACUCUUCAUGCUGGAACACAUUCAGUUGUUCACAAAUAAAAAAUAAAAAAAUAAGAAAUUGUAGGUUCUCCUUUUUGUGGCUUCUUGUAACUUUUAUGAGCUUAUGAUAUGUUGACCAAUACACAGCACUUUGGCUAGGAAUGUUUACUGGCCCUACCACUGAGAAUGCCACAUAAUAUUAUGCAGAACUGGUUAAGUCCUCAGACAGAGGGUUUUUUUUUUUUUUUUUUUUAUAGGUGGAAGAAGGAAUUGCCAAACUAAGAAACGCUGGCACUGAGCAAGACUUGGGUAUACAGUACAAGGCAUUAAAGGCAGAAGUGGACAAAUUAAAUGUAAUGACUGCAAAACGACAACAGGUAAGAUUAUUUGUUCAUGUCCAUAUUUUGUUUCAUGGACUAACUUUAAUAAUUCUCUAUUUAAGAUUUCUUAAUGCUUCAUGUUUACAUAAAAACAAUCCUUAAGUGCGUAAUCAUCUUUCCACUGUCAUGAAGGCAUACGAAUUAUAAGUUAUAAGUGGCCUAAAGCGAAGUGCCUUCGUGUGGCAUUCUCUCUUGUUUCGGUGCUCUCCCUGCCGAUAUUGUACAUUUAUCUCUGACAAACCGCUAAAUUGCAUGGGGUUUUAAUAUAUCCAUCUUCUCCACAGACUGUAACUUUAUUUUUUUUAUUUUUUUUGUACACUCAACUGAAGAAAGAAUAAUGAAGGGUUUAGUUAUAAUAUAUUAUCAUACAUUGCAUAAGUCCGCCACAACUCAAAUGUACCCCACUUUUAGCAGGUCCGACUCGAGCCACCUAAUGCCGAGGAUGACACAUUCUCACGUGGGUGCUCUAAAUGUGUAAGACUCUCUUAUUCUGGCGUAGCUCUGAUCUCUUAAAAGUAGGGAUCGACCAAUUAUUGGUCUGGGAGACAUUAUCGGCAGUUAUUCUGCAUUUUCAGCAAUAUCGAUAUCUCCCAAUAAAUAUACCGAUAUUUCCAAUAAUGCAGACCAGGGCUGCCAUCAGGGUCCUUGGGGGACCGUGGCGGUCCUGGGGGGGCCCAACACAGACUUACUUGCCUUCACAGCAACUCCCCUGUCUACCUCUCGUGAGUCCCGCGGCCGUCAGCGCUGACCCGUGGCAACGCUCCACGUGGCACACAGGCCGCGAGAGUUAGACAGGGGAGCUGAAGGGAGCUGCUGGGAAGACACACACUCACCUGCUCACCUCACACACACCUCAUCCACUAACCAAAUAUUCACCGCAUCACUACACACACACAAAUUGUAUUGAAAACAUAAAUUCUGACUGGCAGGUGUAUUUUGUGCAUUUACCUUUUUAAUAAAUAAUUUGCAAAGGAAUAAAAAAAAAUGUUAAGUAAACAGUAGAUUUGUGUAGAAAUAGUUUAUUUUUUCAAAAUGGUAAAUGUACAGGUUAUCGGCUGGAAAGUUCACAGAUUAUCAGGAUCUGAUUUAAAAAAAAAAAAAAAACAAAACAAAAAAAAUCGAUCGAUCCCUACUUAAAAGCUGUAGGCCACCAUUCCUCCCAACCUCCCAGUGCUUGUUAGCAAGGUGUUUUACUGAUAUCGCCUAUUUAAUGGUAGAUUUUUUAUUUUUUUUGUAUAUAACUCUUAAUUCAUUUACUUUUUUUUUUUUUUUUUUUAGGGUCUCGUACGUUUUCUGUGUUUUUUUUUUUUUUUUAUUUGUUUUUUAAAUUGCAAAACUAAAAAUAAGUCUAAAUCCACACCAAACCAGGACAUUGUUUGUGUGCCAACAUUAACACAUUUGCUGUCCAGCAAUUAAAUGUGUGGGUUUUUUUUUUUUUAGGAACUGAAAGAUGUGGGACACAGGGAUCAGAUGGCUGCUGCCCGUGGCAUUUUGCAAAAGAACAUUCCAAUACUGUACACUGCUUCACAGGCGUGCCUGCAGCAUCCUGAUGUUGCUGCUUACAAGGCCAAUAGAGAUUUGAUUUACAAACAGCUUCAACAGGCUGUCAAUGGAAUCUCAAAUGCAGCUCAAGCCACCGCAUCUGAGGAAGUUGGGCAGCAACAAGGAGGUGGAGAGCUAGCCAUUGCAUUGAACAAUUUUGAUGUUAGUAAUUUUUUAAAAUUUCUUCUUUUUUAUUUUUUAUAUUUCUUUAUUUUUAUUGUGCAGUUGUUUACAGAGCAUUUAAAUGACGCCACAAUAGUGUAGACCUUAAUCAGUACAGCAUAAGCAAUGGCACGGAAAACCGUGCUCCUUUUUAUAGUAAAACGAUUCUGAGACUGUUGAACAUAACGUGUAUUAGGGAUUGUAUACAGGUGGGUAGGUCGGGUAUAUCUAGCAUCAUAUGUUCGAGCUCUAGGCAUUUUCGUAGCACUUGACAUCGAGAUCGUAUUACUUUGUAGACAUAGUGCCUAAGGCUACGGUCAUCCCUGUUGCUAUUUGUAAGUGGGGCUUCCGCCCUGUUAAGGGCAGCGCAGGGUAUGCAAUGAACGAGGUGUAAUGGGAUGCUAACAUAUGGACAGGUAAACAUGUAACCAGACUCCUGCAUGGGGUACCAGUGGAGCUUUGGUAGGCAUUGAUAUGGGGUGGAUGUUAGUAUUUUAAUCUUUCGGUGGGUUGGUAAUAUAUGCAGUUUAUCCAUAAUACUAUGAAUACACAGGGCAACUAACUUUGCACACUCUGGGUAAUUGAACUGGCGUAGAAAACUUGAAAGGAAUAUGGAUGAAGAGGACAAGUCUAGAUCUCACACACGUUUGCCCAAAUUGUCACAUUUUGCCCUUGAACUAAAACUGUGGGAAUUCUUUGUCCAGAGACAACCCCUUUACUACCAAGCACCUUUAAGUAUUUGAAAGGAAAAAUAAAACUCGUACCUAGCACAUAAUCUAAAACAGCAAUUUUCUGUAUAAAUUGUUUCUCAUGUAAAUUUACACAAUUCCUUCAUGUAAUGCGUUGUUUGUUUUUUUUUUUUUAAACAGAAACAAAUUAUUGUGGAUCCUCUUGGCUUUAGUGAAGAAAGAUUUAGACCUUCGCUGGAGGAACGUCUAGAGAGCAUAAUUAGCGGUGCUGCCCUAAUGGCGGAUUCAUCUUGCACUCGUGAUGACCGUCGGGAACGCAUAGUUGCUGAAUGUAAUUCGGUUCGACAAGCUUUGCAGGAUCUUCUUUCUGAGUAUAUGGGAAAUGUAAGACUUCUAUUUUGCACUCUCAGAACCUAGGCUAAUGUUGUCUUAAGUCUGAUAAACUAGGUAACUACGAAACAUAAAGAUUUUUUUAUAGCAACUUAUUAGUCCAACUCAAGCAGCACAACUGGCUUUCAUGAUAAUGAAAUACAAGCCUCAAUUAAUUGGCUGCCUGUUUAAAAAUUCUAAAGCUAGCCUGGUAGACUGUGUUUUGUCUAUGGGUAUUGUGUACACACUGCAUUUUAAGUAACUUUUGUAGGAAAGAUUAAGUAGUGUGUGUACUCCAACCCCCUAAGGUAAUCAUAUGCAGAAUAUAACUGUUAAAAUGUGGAAUUUUAACUGGUGGUCUGAUGCCUGCCAACCCUCAACAUCUUCAUGUUGAUGAUAAUCUGUUGCUGCGUAAACCUACUUGAAGAAUACUGUGAGCGAACCCAUACUUGCCAACCUCUUUGGUUCUUAGCAUAGUUACUGGUAAGACCCACCCAUAUUAUUAACAAAGUGUUCAAAUAGUGUGAGAUAUAUAAAUAUAUAUUCUAUUUACGUACCCGGUAUAACAUUUGUGAACAAAUAUUUGGUUUAACUGACAUUUACAAUGUGUUUGUUUGCAGACUGGCCGCAAAGAAAGAAGCGACACCCUAAAUUCUGCAAUUGAGAAAAUGACGAAGAAAACCAGGGACUUGCGCAGACAGGUAUUUAAAAUGUUGUGCCCUGUUCCAGGAACUGAAUUUGUGUAAUCUCCAUACAAUAAGGUUCUAAAUGUAUUGUGAUAGUCUUAUAAAUGUAUACCAAUUUCCGAACAGGGAAAUAUACAGCAACCACAAAUAUUGAGGGCAUCUGGGGACUCUGACACUGUAAUCAUUAGUGUGCUGUAGUGGUUAUGUUGCACAGACUGCUACUUUAAUAUCCUGUGGUGUAUUCCAAUUUUGCCAUGCUUCCCUUAGGGCCACGGUAGUAAUGGCAUCCGCCAAAUGGUUUCUGUUGCCAUGUUGUCUGACACACAAGCUUGGUUGGUAUACAUGUUUUCCUUCAGGUUCAAGUAUACACCUGGGCACUGAAUAACAACCAGCAGCCCACUGGAGGGGAUCCUCUCCCACGAUUCAUCACCAUUUCAUGCAGCCUAGUGGUUAACACUGAUAAAAGUAACUCUAUCUGAUCCUCUGCUAACCCUCAGAGGUAAUUUGGUGGAUGGACAGUUUUUAAAGUAGUUACACAAACAAGAGCUCAGCAACUGUAUAUCUCUGUCCCCUUUCUUUAACUGAGGAUACCAGGCUCACUUCAUGCUUGAGUCCUCCUAAUGAGCAAAUUCACUUGCACAUGUCCAAAAUAUUUUGUGCACUGUGAGCUUACAUUACGUUACAUUAGUAAUAAUCUCUGAGCACUCUGAACAAAACCAUUUUAGCUAGGAUUGAUUGCGUCAUGUGUUCUGGAACAUGAAUUGCUAUUGACCAUUUGUGGACAUGGAGUUGACAGCCAUCCAGUGCCAGUUUGACUGCACUGCAAAGGUCAAGUGAUUUGGCUGUCCAGGGGUAUUUGUUUCGAUUUGUAAUGCUUUGAGUGUCUUUGUUUUGAAUACGUCUCUCUCUCUCUCUCACCUCUCCAUAUAGUUUUUAAUGAUCCAAACUUUUACUUGUAGCUCCGUAAAGCUGUUAUGGACCAUGUCUCUGAUUCUUUUCUGGAAACAAAUGUACCUCUGCUUGUUCUAAUUGAAGCUGCAAAGAAUGGGAAUGAGAAGGAAGUAAAGGAAUAUGCACAAGUAUUUCGUGAACAUGCCAAUAAGUUGAUUGAGGUAAAACGCUGCUGCUACUCUUAGUAUGACCUGAAGGGGAGUGUGGAGAACUAUUUUGAAAUUGUUUGUACAUUCCAGAAAGUGUUGUCUUUGCUAGACUACAUGUAAUUGGGACUAGUUUUCUGACCGUUCACUUGUCUACUUUGUGUACUCUAUAACCUCUCCUGUUCCCCUCUUUCUCCCAAGUUACUGGAUUACGUCUGUCUGCAGUUUAACGUAGGCAAGUUAGUUAUAGACUUCUAAAUUUCCAAGUUCUGAAAAUUGACACCACACUGCUGUGCAUUUGAAACAUCAAAACAAACUAGUGUGAAAUCCAACCAUCAGAUCGUGGGUUCCAAAUAAUAUUUUAUUGUAGUAGGAAUAAAGCAGAGACAUUUAUGAAGCCAUUAAUUGUGUUGCCAAUCAUUCUAUGCUCCAGGGCACAAUAAACAAACAAAUGCUGACAUGGCUUAUCUCCUGAUUUGUAAUUACAUGUGUGAAGAUUUCAUGUUAUACAUUGAUGUUUAUUACACCAAAACACAAACUCAUUUAAGAUGAAAUUUGUUAUGCAGAGUGUAUUUAUAGUAUUCAUUUUAUAUUAAAGCAUUUUUAUUUAUUUUUUUCAUAUGCCAUAGGAAAAUGUACAUGUCUCCUAAUUAUUUUCAUAAGGAGGCAGCUGUUGCUUUAUUAAUCCAGGAAAAGUAACCCAUAAUGGUUAUUCAAUGUCUGUUGAAUUACCUAUGUGGUGUCUAUUUGCUAGAAGAAAAAGGAACACUUGGCUUGCUUUCUGAAAGUGUCCUCCAUGCAGACAUAAUUCUCCUAAAAAUAAAAUGUGAGAUGCUAAAUUUACUGAUCUUUGUCUGUGGGUUAGUCCUUAACUUAUAUAAUUUUCACCAAUCAGACAAAAUAUUUUCUAUCCCUACAAUAUAACAAGUUGGCAUGAAAUUUGCCUGACUGAAAUGUUCUUUUCUUAUAGGUGGCUAAUUUGGCAUGCUCAAUAUCCAAUAAUGAAGAAGGUGUCAAACUUGUUCGCAUGUCGGCUAAUCAACUUGAAGCUCUCUGUCCUCAGGUUUGUAAUGGUUAGACGCCUUCACUUAGACUUGUAAAAUGUAUUUCCAAAAAUCUGAAGAAGAAAAGUAUUGUUUUAAACUAACAACGCUUUAGCAGUGCCACUUGAACAUAUGCCAGUUUCUCAAUGUGAAACCAUAUAUAACUUUUGGCCUUUGAGUUGCAAAAAAAUCUACUUUGUGAGCAUUCUGUAACCGUAAUAAUUUUGGUAGUUUAUUUGUGAAGCCACACUUGGACUUGUAUUACUGGACUCUCCAUCAAUAUUUAAUCAAGAAAGAUCAAGAGAUUUAAAACUAAUCACUUGUAGAGUGCCAAUGUGACUUGUCUUCACUGUAUACAAUAUUCUUUGCGUGGCAUGCUUCCAUGUUCGCAAAGUAUAUUGAAAUGAACAGCAAGCCCCAGCUACUUCCGGGUUUUGGCCGUGAAAUGCAUGACCUCAUCGGACGGCACGCGCGAUGACGUCUCAUCGCUCUGACAAAACCGGAAGAACAUCUGCAAGAGAUUAUUGGACUUUUUGGGACAUUUGGGGAGGUAUAAAGGACUGGGGAGGGAAGGGGGAAGUAUUACUAUUUAGCUUAGCAGAUUAUCCCGUAUUUUGUGUAUAUAGUUCGUGGAGGACAGGAGGAAGUUUUCAGGGUACCUUUGGAAGCUUCACCAUGCACAGGGAAAUUUUGUCUGCUAACAUCUUAUUUGCACUAAUUGCACUUAUAGUUUGUGUAAAAACAUUUUGUUUUACCUGCACCACUGUAGUUUUAACCCUGUGGUCUACAUUAGUUUUGUAGAAAUUGUUUUUUAUAUUGCAGGGUUAAGCACACCUCUGGUGGCUCACAUAUUGAAUUUCUUCAAAUGAGAAGCAUUUGACUGGAUGUGCUUGCCACCUAGAUUGUACCCAAAGUUGCUCUGCGGAGCAUUGGUUUGGACAUUCAUUGUGGAAGCAAUUCCUCCACGAUAAUGUCAUGGAAGGUGGAGUGGGCAUCACUGGGGGAGUUUUGGCGCUGAAAAAAGUAAAAACACUUAAGGUUAAGAACUUGUUAGAUUUGUAGGAUAUUGCUAUAAACUAUUUAAUUGUUGGUACUGUUCAUUAAAAUUGUGACCAUUCUGAGACUUGUCCUAUCCUUCUGCUUUAUUAAGGUAAUCAAUGCAGCAUUGGCAUUAGCAGCAAAACCAAAUAGCAAGCUGGCACAAGAGACUAUGGAUCUUUUCAAAGAACAAUGGGAAAAGCAAGUUCGUGUUCUGACUGAUGCUGUUGACGACAUUACUUCAAUUGAUGACUUCUUGGCAGUCUCAGGUACCUUGUGUUUAACCUUUAGCAUCCCUCCCCCAUUGUGAGAGGAUUUCUUGAACUCAAAAUAUAAAUAUAUAAAAAAAAUUUUUUUUUUUUUUGUUCCAAACCGGGCAUUAGCCUUGGAAACAUAAGGACCACUGCAUGGGCUGGAAGAGGCCAGGAGUAUGGAGGCUCUGCAGAGGUGUAGUGUGAUUGGGACACUGAUACCUGCAUCCCCUUACUUCCAGAUAAUACAGCACCCUAUGCCACCCCCAACAAACAAAACAAAAUAUGGCCGAGCAUUUUUCCCGAAAGGGUCGGGAGUAGUGUGUGUGUGUGUGUUAAAAAAAAAAAAAAAAGUGGAGCCACCACCUGGCUAAACUAGUUAAAAUCUCCCCACUUCUGUACAUUUAGGGUUUCAAAGCAUCUUUAACUCUUGAAGCAGAAGUUUCACUUCUCCCUUUAAAAUUUUUUUUUUUUUUUAACCUAAAUUAUUUUGACCUAAAUAAAAGUUGUCACUACAGAUUCCUUGGACUUAUAAAUACUUAAGUAAACCAUAGUGGCUAUGGUGCUUACAGUGUUUGGUUUAAUUUGAUGGUUUUUCACUUCCAAAUCUAAUUGAAGUGUCUUUCUUUUCAGAGAAUCAUAUUUUGGAAGAUGUCAAUAAAUGUGUUAUAGCUCUUCAAGAGAAAGAUAUAGAUGGCUUGGAUCGAACAGCUGGUGCAAUUCGUGGACGUGCCGCAAGAGUCAUACAUGUUGUCACUUCAGAAAUGGAUAACUAUGAACCUGGAAUAUAUACUGAAAAGGUUCUGGAGGCCACCAAGCUGUUAUCAAACACUGGUAUGAGAGAAUUGUAUCUACAAUCACUCACACCAUUUACAGGACACUGUUGUGCAAGCACCAUACUAAACUUGUAUUUACAUUUUGUGUUCUUUGCACAAUGAUUGAUGUGGAAGUAGGGUGAAAACAUGCACUUUAUUAAUGGUACUCUUAUUGGUUUUGUCCCCCUUCACCCCCCAAUUUCCCUUCUGAAUAGAAGUGGCAUGGUUCCGUUUUGGUGUUUUAUAACUCUUGUUUUGCCAUCCAUGUGUACACCUGGAGGUCUGCUUUCACAUCCAAUCUUUAGAUCUAUUUGAAGAUUCUAGAGAAUAGAAGUUUUGCACGUAUCUUAACAGACUAAAAACAAAUGUCAAGCACCUUCUGGUCUCAAGGAGGAUACCUAUAUCUCUAUAAAAAAAAAAAAAAAAAAAAAGUAUAACUAUCUAAUGCACUUUUAACAUGAGUAAUCUGAUUGUAUUACUUGUAGUUAUGCCACGUUUCACGGAACAAGUUGAAGCUGCAGUGGAAGCCCUCAGCGGAGAGUCUAAUCUGCCAGUGGAUGAAAAUGAAUUUAUUGAUGCAUCAAGAUUAGUAUAUGAUGGAAUUCGUGACAUUCGGAAAGCUGUACUGAUGAUCAGAGUAAGUUUGCCUUUGGUAGUAAAAUUAUUUGUGUGUGUGUAACUAAUCAUACACUUGGUAAAGAAUGCUGUUGCAGUCUGUUUAAUGGAGGGGGAAGAAAACACUCAUGGUUUGGAAACUGUAAAAUGCAAGAUGCAGUGAAUAACAUUGGUUACAUCGUUACAAUGACACCUUUUAAGGGGUGGGAUAUAAAGCAUAAAUUGAAGUUCAAUUUCAUGUGUUGGGUGAAAAGAUCUGAGUGACUGACAAGUGCCAAAUGGUGAAGGCUAGAUUACUGGGUCAGAGUAGCUCCAAAACAGCAAGUCUUGUGGGGUGUACCCAGUAUGCAGUGUUUAGUACCUACCAAAAUGGUGCAAGUAAGGACAACCGGUGUCAUGGCCAUGUUACUUUGACUUUACCACCUACCUAGAGUUUGUUGCAGACCACGUACAUCCAUUCAUGGCAAUGCUGUUCCCUAGUGGCAGUGGCCUUUUUCAGCAGGAUAAUGCACACUGCAAAAACUGUUCAAGAAUGGGUUGCAGAACAUGAAGAGUUUAACGCGUUGCCUUGGCCUCCAUUUUCCCCAGAUCUCAAUCCGAGCCUUUGUGGGAUGUGCUAAAAAAGUAGAACGUGAUGGCGGAUAACAGCUAUUCGGCCCAUCUAGACUGCCCAAUUUUCUAAAUGCUUUAAUUUGUCUCUUAUAUCUAGGAUAGCCUUAUGCCUAUCCCAUGUGCAUGCUUACACUCUGUAAAUGCGAUCUAUGGAGGCCCCACCUCACAACUUGAAGGAAUUAAAGGAUCUGCUUCUAGGAUCUUGGUGCCAGAUACUUUAGGAUACGUUAAGGGGUAUUUCCUCGACGCAACAGAGCUCUUUGGGCACCAUUAGUGAGACCUAUACAGUAAUAGGCAGGUGGUUUUAAUGUUGUCUGAUCAGUGUACUGUUACACAAAUAGAACUGGAAAGACCGUCAUGGUGAUAACACAAGCUUCGGGUGUUGACAAACACCCGUAGUUUAAGGCUACUAAUUUUAUUAAAAUGUUACCUUCUGUAUCUUAUGGAUUACCAAGAUGUGUAGUUUUUCCUCAAAGACCUUUUGUCGUAUUUACCCCAAGUAAUACGCAUCAGCAAGGUGUCAAAUUUGCAGUUUCAACUCCUCCCACAAAUAAUCUAAUAGGAAGCUGUGAAACUAGCACUCAGAUGCAAUAAAAGCCUAAAAGCGUUUCUGUUUGCUGUAAUACUUGGAUCAGUCAUUUAGAAAAAAUGUGUAAUUGGAAAAUUUGAGUCUUAAAUCUUACCCUGGUUUGAAUGUCUGCAACAGUCACUUGUGUUGAUAUACUUGAAUGCAGUCUUCAAUAUUGUUACCAGUUUUAGCCAGUAAUGUUUGUUAUGCAUAUCUGUCUUGGUUAUCAAAACAAAAAAUGAAGGAAGUCUUAACAAUUUGUUAGAACAGACAUACUUUUUUGGAGUCUUACUUUUGUCAAGUUCAGAGUAUGUAUGGGUUUUCAUGUAUCGGCAAUUUGCUGGGUAUCUGAUCCCAUCCUCCCAGGUAUUGGAACAUUAUACAAUUUUUAGCUUGAUUUUAAAACCUUUUGUAUCAAAUGACAAGUGGCACUAUGAGAUUUACUUUGCUUUACAAACCUAUUUUAUCCUCCUGUUAAGAAGCCUCUUGCAAUGUAUGCAUUGUUUGUUGUAAUCUGAUCUUAAAGGUUACCUCAUGACAAAACCACUUAAUCCUAAAUGAUAGAGAAUCCAGUUUAAUUUUUUUCCUAUCUUUUUUUCUUUUCUAGACCCCUGAUGAGUUGGAUGAUUCAGACUUUGAGCCAGAUGACUUUGAUGCCAGGAGCAGAACCAGUGUACAGACUGCAGAUGAUCAGCUUAUUGCUGGACAAAGUGCACGGGUAAACUUUUAGCUCUUCUACUGAAACCUUAAAGUCAAAACUACAAUAUUGUUCCCCUCCUAAUACAUUUUGAUAUAUACAAACAAACCCUAUACAGAUGUUGGUGUAGUCAAAGAACUACGUUAUUGUUCCCCUCAUAAUAAAUUUUGAUAUAUACAAACUAUACAGUUGUUGGUGUUGGCGUACUAUGGCAUUUUACAAUUUAGAGGUAAUCUUAUAUUUGUCUUUAUUCCAGGCAAUCAUGGCUCAGCUUCCUCAAGAACAAAAGGCUAAAAUUGCCGAGCAAGUUGCUAGCUUCCAAGAAGAAAAGAGUAAACUGGAUGCUGAAGUGUCAAAAUGGGAUGAUAGUGGAAAUGAUAUUAUUGUGCUGGCCAAGCAGAUGUGUAUGAUCAUGAUGGAGAUGACUGAUUUCACAAGGUGAGGCUUGACAACCAAUCUGACAUAACUAGAGAAACCAGAAUAAAGCCAGAAAAACUUUGAAAAUUAUAUAAUGUUCAUAAACUUAAUAUAAACUUGGUCAGAUUGUAUUGUUAGACACGCCUCUCAGCUAGGAGAGUUUCUUCAGCACCCGCAUCUUUUCCACCCAUCUCAAUUUCAGACCAACUGCCGAACUCCUUAAGGACUGCGGUUGUAAUAGGUACGUCUGACAAAACCGGUCCUUUUGCCACAGAGGUACGUCUGCGGCAAAUAUAUUACUCAAUCGUUGCUGUUUCCCCACCGGCGAACGUUGUUGCUUCCGGUCUGGGGGCACUGGCUGACAGUCCAGCCAGUCUCCCCUCAGCAAACAUGGCCGCAAUAGGCGUCCAUAGUGCUGCCUGCAGGACAGGCAAUCUCCCUGCUUCUGUUAAAAAAAAAAAAAUAAAUACAUACUUUAAUUUAUUAUUUAAAUUUUGUAUGUCAAGAAGGGAGCACUCUGGAGUCUUUGUAAUAAAUUCAGUGUCAAACUGUUGCUUUAUUUUUCAAAAACAGUGAUACAACGUAGAACAUAUAAGUCGACGAUUCAGUCUAGACUUUUUUUCAAGAGAAGUGAAAAAUGUCUGCAUAGACUGAAACGUCGACUUAUGUUGUAUCACUGUUUUUGCGAAAUAAAGCAACAGUUUGACACUGAAUUUAUUACAAUUACUCGAGUGCUCUCUAUUUGGAUGAGAGCGAGACUUUUCUGAACACAAAUAUUAGUGUUUCAAUACAGUAAAACCAUCACAGCAAUGAUUUUGUCAGUGAAAGCAACGUUUACAUAAAUGGCACUUUCACUGAUAUUGUGAUAUGUUUUACGGUUUUGAAACACUAAUAUUUGUGUUCAGCGAAGUCCCUUGAGCAUAACCGUACCCCCAUGUACAGGUUUUAUGGUGUUUUUGAAGGUUACAGGGUCAAAUAUAAGGCUUGUGUUUUUUUUGGUUUUUUUUUUUCACAUUGAAAUUUUACCAGAUUUUUUCUUCAAUCCUUUUUUAUAGUAAAUUUAUGAUCUGACAAUGGUAUCUUUAUAAAGACCAUUAAAUGGCAAGGAAAAAAUGUAUAAUGUAUGGGUACCGUAAAUGAGAGACAAAAAUUACAGGUAAACACAAACACAGCAGAAAUGUAAAAACAGCCCUGGUCCUUAACGGUAAGAAAAUUAAACUGUCUGGUCACGAAGGGGUUAAAAGACUUGUCUCAAAGUGAUGCAUGUCCCUUUUAAUGGAACAAUAUAAAGCUUUUUCUGCUGUGGUUUUUGUAUUCACUAUAAAAAUUUGCUCUACAGAGCUAGUCACAUGGCGAUACUAUAUCUAUGAAUGUUGUAUUUUCAGUUGUAACUUGAAAGUCAUGCUGUUACCUUAUUUUUUAUUUUUUUUUUGUCUCUCCUGGCCAGAUUUUACACAUUUCAUGUGUAUAAUGGAACCAGGUUCACUAAUUAACUCCGCAAAUGUCACACUUGCAUUUAAAUACACGUAUGCAUAUUACAUUUAGUAACUGUUAAAGAGGAAAAAGUGUCCACACCUGUUUAACAAAGUAGGUUAAAAUGUAUUGCAAACGGAGGGUCUUCAGACUGCAGGAAGAGAGGAUAACUCGAAAAGCUAAGGUGGUGGUAAGAAAUAGAUUUUAAAAAAGUGUUACCUGUCCGACACAGCCAAGUUUCAAUUCUGACCUGCCUUACAAGCAUGAGGAGAGUCCAAGAUUGCCGCCACGCACCCACAUCUCUUGAGACAAGCAGGUCCAGAACUGGAGAGAAGUCUAAGGAAAAACUUGAAAAGCUAUUCCGAGAAUUUUGGAACCGUAUAGAAUGCCGAUCGAAUGUACCUACCUUGCAUGCCCCGCCGCAGACUCCAGAAGCCGCUCUGGCUCAUUGUCCCACCACUGAGCCGGGAGCCCACGUGGAGCCGAUUCCACAGCACAGUUCUCACUCCCGAGGGGAAACCCAAAGGCUGAAACCUCGGAGGGCUCACAAUCCUUCCGAUGGGAAAGGAGAGAUCCCUGGACCUCCGGCAUUGAUUCCUAAUGAGUCCUAGGCUAGAAGUAACGAGUAUACCUGGCAUGGGGGACUGUUCCUGCCCUUUUAUGCUACAAGCCAGCCCAUCUUGAGUGGUGGAGGUGAGGGAAGAGAGCUGGUUUCAAACUGCCCUAUCUAAGCAGGACUUUCAGUGGCAUAGGCUGACUGACCUAGACAGAUUCUUCACCAAUCCAGGAGGAUAAUCUUCUGUAUUAUAGAAAUGCAUGUUUUAUAUGUUCGCUUCUCUUGUUAGUACCCAGAGGCUUAUAACCUUUUUAGAUUUCAAUAGCUGAAUUAACUUAUUACGAACAAAUUGUGUGUUUACCCUGAAUGCCAUGCUAUAUAUUAUAGUAUCUGUCAAUGCUGUUGUGGCAACACGAGUCUCUGUUCUUACUCACACUGCAAAAAUAAAGAAUAAAAAAAAAAACUAUUAAACAGCUGUCAAGUCUGACAGUGAGUCGAAAGCCAGUAUUGGUAAACUGAAGAGACGUUGCAGUACGCAAUUUUAUGUCCUCUUAAGUCACUGCGAACUAAAAAAUGUCCCAUUAUCCCUGCAAUUUACACGUUUGUGUAGGAGAGCGCAUUAAGGGUACCCCAACCAAAGAAGGGCUUUUAAUAAACUUAACUUUGCUACCAAAGGUAAGCAUCAUUAGUAGACCAAAGUUUAACUAAUUCUGUAUGUGCAGUAUUACUGAAAUCCUGCACGUACAGACUCCAAACACCCUGACCACUUCAAAGCAAUUGAAGUAUAUAUGAAGCAAUAGCCUAAUUGUAGGUUAAAUGGCAACACUGAUACCAGGACUUUCUGAUUUUAUUUUUUUUUUUUUUAAAUCUAUUUUGCUGUUUCUCUAUAAACAUCAGCAGGGAUAGAUAUAGAAAUAAAUUAUUUUAUUUUUUCCUGACUUGUGGUUUGGGGGGAUUUGUACAUCUGCACAGUUGCAAUACAACUGAAUUAAACACUUGCCAGCAUGUAACCAGACCAAGCAAAGUUGCGGUGUUAAUUUUUUAUUGGUGGAUUUGGUUUAAUAGAGUAAUGGACUUUCAUUUCUUCUACAGAGGAAAAGGACCCCUUAAAAAUACAUCAGAUGUAAUUAGUGCUGCCAAGAAAAUAGCAGAAGCUGGAUCACGAAUGGAUAAGUUGGGCCGUACCAUUGCUGACCAUGUAAGUAACAUAUGUUUUUAGGACUUUAGAGAAUUUUUUUCGUACCAUUGGGUACUUAAUAAUAGACCCAAACAAAAUAAUUCUAGCCAAUUUGGAGAUUUAUGUUUCCAUUAAUUACAACUCUUGGCAAACCAUUCUCAUAUUGGGGUUUUUAAACCCUAUUUUCUUGAUCUUGUUUAUUGUUUGAAAAUGGUUUGUAUUAAAAGAACACUAGCAUUAUGAAUACAAAAGUCUAUUCCUAAUGCUAUAGUGUGCUGCAAACUAUUUAGGUAUCUUCUUGUCAGAAGAUUAAAAAAAUAAUAAACUAAGGCAAUUAAAUGCUUCUCUAAGUGGAGGCUAGGAGCAGCAUAUGAAUGAGAAGUUUCACUUGGUUCUCAAUGGAAAGGGCCUCUAGUGGCUGUCAGGAAUACUGCCAUUAGGGUUGUGUUUAAAGGGAACCUCUCAUGCCCAACAGUACUUCUCUGUGCUUGUUAAAUUCUAUCUGUACAUUGUGCUAGCAAAUGCAUAGUUUGGAAUAAAUGCCUAUUUAAAAUUAUUAUUUAUAAUUUUUUUUUUUUUUUUUUUUCUUAUCUGAAUCUGUUCCUAGACAGACACUUAAUGUCACGGAAUUGAGAGGCAUGGAGAGCCGAGGGAAGGUCCCUCUGCUCUUCACCCAUAGCAACCAUAGUGCAUGCUCCUUGGUUGUUAUGGUAAUUCCCUAGCUCGCGCUGGAUAGGGAAUAUGAACCAAGUAAAGUCACAUCACUCUAUUACUAGAUGCUGGCAACAAAGCCAGCUUGUCUGCCUAAUGGAAGUUUUUUUCCUUUCUUGGGGAUGUGUCCCCAAGCAGGGCAAAUAAACAAAGAGCACAAGAGGAACACAGUUGGACAGGAGGUGGGUGUUACAGAAGUGUCACCUCUUUAAUUGGAUCUUGGCAGUGGAGUGAAGGGCCAAGUACAGCAUGACAGUUUCCCUUUUAAGCAUUACCGGAACUACUAAACAGCCAUAUAUUUUAGACUGCAAGGCUAAUCUAUCUAAUUAUAAAAUGAAAAAAAAAAAAAAAAAAAAAAUAUAUAUAUAUAUAUAUAUAUAUAUAUAUAUAUAUAUAUAUAUAUAUAUAUAUAUAUAUAUAUACACAUACAUACAUACAUACACACCGUCUAGAUAGAUAACUAUAAAGUAUAAAUAAAUUGGGGAAAAUACAAUCUAGACCAGUGACAUUGCAAAUGUGAAAGUGAGAUGAAAAAUAACGUGAAAGUGAGAUGAAAAUUUUAAAGAGAUGCAGGAGAAAUCCUAAAAGGGGAAGAUUUCAGUUUUUAAACUGAAAUUAAAAUAGAACAUUUAUUAAUAAAAACGCCUUUAAAGAUUAUUGUCUCAACACCCUGAAUUUAAACUUGGUCACUAGAGGGCACUCUAAUACUUGGCUAAUUUAAGUCAACAUAAAAAUGUUCCUUUUAAGGUGGCUUUCUGAAGUUCUAGUAUCAGGAACACAAACCUGUCUUGCUGACAGUGGUAAAAUAGACAUUUAGGUGACAGGCCCUUUAAAUAUUGUUUAAAAUCACUAUAAAAAAAAUAACCUUUCUCCCCAUCGCUGUGCCGUGAAAAGGUGGUAUUUACAUUAAAAAGACUGCAGAGACAGGCUAGACCCUAAAGUAAGCUGUUGUGGUGACUAGAGUGUCCCCUUUAAGUCAGACUUGUAACAAAGCGUGACUAAUGCUUAACUAGCUGUAUUUAUUUGUGUGUGUGUAUAAUAUUCUGUAACUUAAAACAAAACUAUUUUAUAUUAAAGGGACACUCCAGGCACCCAGACCACUUCUGCUCAUUGGAGUGGUCUGGGUGCUAGCUCCCACCACGCUUAACCCUGCAACUGUAAUUAUUGCAGUUUUUUUAUAAACUGCAAUAAUUACAUUGCAAGGUUAACUCCACCUCUAGUGGAUGUCUACUAGACAGCCACUAGAGGGCACUACCGCGUUGAUGGCAAAGAUUUUCUUUGCUAGAGUGUCGCUGGACGUCCUCACGCUGUGUGAGGACCUCCAGCAUCUGUUACCCAUCAAUGCUUUCCUAUGGAGAGACCUAAUGCGCGUGUGCGGCAUUGCCGCGCAUGCGCAUUAGGUUUCCUCGGCGGGUGGGAUCUGUCUCGCCCACCGGCUGACACGAUUACUGGGAGGAGCGACGCCGACACGAAACCACCACCGAGGGAUAUCUGCGGGGUCUCAGGUAAGUGACCUGAAGGGGUUUUCACCCCUUCAGCUACCUAGGAUGGGAGGUGGGAGGGAGAGGGUAUCUGCGGAUUGUUUUCCUGGUACUGGAGUUUCCCUUUAACCCAUCUGGGUUGGGACACCAUUUAUGUGCUCCAUACUGAACUUUGUUUCAGUAUUUGGAUAAAAGGGAGUACCAGAAAAGCUGCUUUGACCUAGUACUCAGCGGAAAGACUUGUGGUGAAAAAGAAACCAUUAAAGAUGACGCAAGACAAGCACUCUAGGUUAGAGGUGAGAGUGAACUGGGCACCUAAGUGCCCUUAUGAAGGCCUGAAGGAAUCAUUUGAGCUUUGUAAAUGUAUUCCACAUUGGACAAAGAGACAGGUGUACCAGAAGUAAAAUGCUAACUCAGCGCCCUGAAAACAAUCUAAAGGGAUGUGCCACUUUGCUAGCAUCUUAGAAGUAUAGGCUAGUGUACAGGAGGUUAUGUGCAUGUGUGUAAAACCAUAGAAACAUGGAAUGAGAAGGAAACUAUAAAGGAUCUGUAGCAAUGGCAUUUAAAAACCUUUUUAAUUUAAUUUUUAUCCUUGUUUUUAGUGUCCUGAUUCUUCCUGCAAGCAAGAUCUUGUAGUAUAUUUGGAACGCAUUGCCUUGUAUUGCCAUCAAUUAAAUAUAUGUAGCAAAGUUAAGGCUGAAGUUCAGAAUCUUGGAGGAGAACUUGUGGUAUCAGGAGUAAGUACUCUUUCUUUAUAACGUUAAUACUGCAAUUAAUUUUAUGGUCCCCAACACAGCUUGAGUGGCUUUGAGGUUUCGCCUCAUUCAUGUUGUGCUUUUCUCUCUAACCAGGCACAUGAAAAUAACUUUAACUCCUUCCUGACCGGUGAUGUACCAGGUACGUCCGCCAAAAAAGGUUGUUGACCACCGCGGACGUACCUGGUAUGUCAUUUAGUAAAUUGGCACUUACCUGAUCGCUGGCUUUUUUUUUUUUUUUUUUUUUUUUCCAGCGAACUCAAUCCUGGGGUCUGCCUGGGAGCUCAGGCAGACCCCCACUGCCCGAUCGUGCCCUCCUGCGCCAUGUGAUCGUGGUGUUCUCGCGAUCACAUGGCCGGAAUAGCCGGCUUGUGCAAUACCUGCCUGAACUCUCAGGUAGACCCCCUAGUGUCUGGGGGAAAAAAGUUUAAAAGUUAACUAAAAGUUUACAAAGUACAUAAAAAGUACUUGGAGAAAUGUAUCUCUCGAAGUACUUUAACAUGCACAUAAACACACCAUUAUUAAGUGUUUUAAUAUAAUUUAUAUAUUAAAUAAAUUGAAAAAAUAAACAUUACAUAAACAUAAAAUUAUAUACCAGUUUCAAUUUGUUCUAACUGUAUUUUGAUUGUAAUAUACAUAUAUAUUUAAAUCAAAAUCCAUUUAGAAUGAUGUUCUAAAUAAAUAUCCCCUUGAUGACUGCGGACAUCCUAGGUACGUCAGACAAAAAAAGUCUAAGUACAGCGGACGUACCUAGAAUGUCUGCAGAAAAUGGGAGCCCUGGACUGGCUAUCCGCGGCAAUCACCGUUUGGGGGGGGGGAGGAGGAGGAGGAGGAGAAGAGAGUCCCCCUGCAGUAGCUCUGGCACUCCAGGGCCAUGUGAUCAUAAAGAAAAGAGGGAUGGAACAGCACUAUACAAAGGAGGAGGCGGCUGCACACCUGAGAGGAAGGGUAACCCUCAAAACCGUUCAAAGCACUGGAAAAACAGAAAACAACAAGUACAGGGUGCGCCAAGAACAAAGUGAAUAAAUAGAAAAAAAAAAAAAGGGAAACCGGUAAAUUCAAGUCUCUAAUUCACAGGUAUAUUCUUCAGAAAUUCUCAAGAUGUCUUGGGUCAAAUCCUUAUCUGCAUAUAGGAAGAAAAAAAAAAACACAGAGGGGACCAAUGGUGCAGUAACUUAAAGGAGUAUGGCCACAAACAUCACUGAGGAUAAGAAAUGCCAACUCUCAUUUAUGGGAGCUAUAACCAGGUGUUUUAAUCUAAAUAAGAGUGGUUUUUUUUUUUUCUGACUACCUGCUAUUUUGGUUAGUCUCUUUAAUUUUAAAUACUUUUUUAUAUUUAUCCUUUUUUUUUUUUUUUUUAAUUAAUUUAUUUAUUAUUUUUUUUACCUGGCAUAUCCUAACAUCUGAAGCUUUUAUACCAUCCAAGGAGUCCGUGGUGUGGAUUGUUCCACCCAGGCGCCUUACACAGAGCGUAAUAACACUUUUUUAAUAUAGAGAGCAUUAUGGGCCUUCUCUUGUGUUUUUUAUUUAUUUUUUUUUUAUUUCAUAUGACCUACACUGAAAAGAUAGUCAGAAGAAUAUCCUACAUGUGGGGAGUUUAAAUACCACUGUAUGCUGUUUUAACUAGAGCUGGUUAUAGCGUCCAUAAAUGGGACUUGGCAUUUCUUAACCUCAAUGUUGUCUGUGGCCAUACUCCUUUAAGUUACUGCACCAUUGGCCCUGUGUGGUGUGUGUGUGUGUGUUUUGUUGUUUUUUCAUUCAUAUAUGCUGAUGAGGAUUUGACCUAAGACGUCUUGAGAAUUUCUGAAGUAUAUACCUGUGAAUUAGACUUUAAUUUGUCUGUUCCCAUGUGAUCACUCCUAUCCACACACUAAGGAGUACCACCAGGUGGGCCUGUUUUAGCAGGGGCCCGGUCAGGCACUGUGGCCCUUUAACAGCACGACCAGGCCCCAUGCUUUUCGUCAGCCGGCUGGGUGGAAGUGACAGCCGCAAGUCACUUCCUCCCACAGAGAGAGAAGCUGCGCGGGAGGGAGGAGCAGGCAGUGAGGACGGGGGCUCCUCACUCCUAUCAGCCUCAUGCACCACACUGGACCCCAGGGAAGCCACGCUCCAGAAAAAGGUAGGAAACUGGGGUGUGGGUUUAACAAAUGUAAACUGUACGUGUGUGUCUCAGUAUGUCUGUAUAUCUGACACACACACAUUGACAGGCAUACUGACACCCACAGAUGUAUACACUGACAGAUAUACUGACACACCAUAUAAAUACAUUAACUGUCAGUAUGUCUGACCAUAUAUGUGUAUCUGUGCGUCUGAGCAUCUGCAUGUGUCAGGUUGUGUAUCGGUUUGUUUCUAUAUCUGCAUGUGUGUAUGUACUUCAGUGUGUGUCAGUGUAUUUUUUUUUUCUUUGUUAAUUUAUCUCAGCAUUCAACACUAACACUACAUACAAACACACUCCUGCAGCGGAACGUCAAAACUACAUACAAACAAACGUCUGUGUUAAACACCAAAAGUAUAUAUACACUCACCACUACAUUCAAAAACCAACACUACACAUAAAUGCAUGCUUGAUUCAAACUCCAACACCACAUGCAAACACACCUCAUUCACACAAACAUAAUCCAUACAAAAACAUUCCAUUCCAUUCAAACCCCCAAACACAGCUCAGUACUACAUCGAACCAUGCAAGCAUGGGAAACUGGUAGAGCCCCAGUUGUCAAAGCAUUAUUGGAGUUGCACGACAGAUGGGAUCUACCUUUUGGCCAAGUUUGAGAUUGGUGGGCUCAAAUAUUCCUUGCACCAGGGCUCUUUCUACUUUAUUUCCGCCACUGCAUUGGGGUGGAGGGUGUGAUUGCAUGCCAGGGAGUGGUGAGGGGAGCAGAGACCAGGGGCCCAAAGCAAAUGCUUGCCCAGGGUCCAAUCGAUAUUAAAGAUGGCCCUGCAUAUAUAUAUUAUUUCAUUAGAAGCGUACUUUGAGAUAUAUACAUAUAUUCUAAAAUGCUUUUAAUUAUAUUGUAUGUGUUAAUCUGUACAUACACAUGUAUUUUGUGUGUGUGUGUGUUUGAUUUUAUGAAUAAUUUGAGGAACCUGCCUGACAACACAGGCAGACAGUCCAGAUAAUUUAAUUGGUAAGCCCUAUAUUUAACCCCGUAACUUUCCAAAACUCCAUAAAAACCUUUACAUGGGGGGGUAUUGUUAUACUCUGGAGACGUCACUGAACACAAAAACUAGUGUUUUAAAAAGUAAAACUUAUCAUGACAAUGAUAUCACCAGUAAAAGUGCAGUUUUUGUGUAAAAAAAAAUAAUAAUAAUAAAUAAAUAAAAAUUAAAUGUAAAAAAACAACGCUAACUACAAGUUAAGUGGCUACUACAAAAGACUGGACAUACCCCCUUUUGAAUACCCUGGGUUGUCUACUUUUACAAAUGGUAUGCCAUGAUGGGGUUAACGUUAAUUCCUGGGCUGCUAUACUGUCUCAAAGGCAACAUAGGCCCAGCAAACCAAUCUGGCAAAUUUCAAUGUGCAAACAUGGAAAAGGUGAAACUUGUAAGUUUGCAAAAACCCAUAAAACCUGUACAUUGAGGGCACUGUUGUAGUCAUUAGAUGUUGCUCAACACAUAUUGGGGUGUUCUUUGUCAGUAAUCCAUAACAGGAACUGAGAAUCCAUGCCUAAAGUACACAGUGUAUGAAAAAUAACAGAAAAUGACUACCCAAAAGGUUGACAAAGACUGGUGGUAGAAUUAGUGCAUGGAAAGUGUUAAAAUACCACCAUUUGAAAUACCCUAGGGUGUCUACUUUUCAAAAAAUAUGGUUUGAUGGAGGUAAAUUACACUGUCCAGCUUCAAAAAUGUCCCAAAUAGGACAUGGGUGCAUGAUGAACAGCAGUAAAAAUUCCAAGUUGGAAAACUGGAAUGCGCACUCUGCAAAUAUGGUCUUUUAGCCCUCAGAGAACCCAACACACCUAUACAUGGGUGGUAUCACUGGACUCUGGAGAUGCUGCUAAACACAUAUUGGUGUGUUCUUUAGCAGUAAUCAUUAAUAUUCUCAGUACAUGUAUUCUUAAAUUGCUAUGUGUGUCAAAAAAAAAUCACCAAUUAUUGUAUUUUAAAUUUGGCAUAAAAUGGUUGCAUGAAGAGUCAAAAUACCCCAGGUUUAAUAUAUAUAUAUAUAUAUAUAUAUAUAUAUAUAUAUAUAUAUAUAUAUAUAUAUAUAUAUAUAUAUAUAUAUAUAUAUAUAUUUUUUUUUUUUUUCUUCUCUCCACAUAGCUAAGGUGACCAGCACUCACGGAUUCAUUAACAGGUUAAAACAUCCAAAAUUUAUUGAAAAUUUAAAAAAAAAUUGACAGCUCAACGUUUCAGUCCUCCUCUGGGACUUUCAUCAGGAACAGAGGAGGACUGUUUUAACCUGUUAAUGAAUCCGUGAGUGCUGGUCACCUUUGCUAUGUGGAUAUCUGGCUUUUCCCUAGGACUACAAGCACCUGGUAUGUAACUGUUAAGCCUGAGUGCAAGGAUCUUGUGUGUAUAUAUGUAUGUGUGUGUGUGUGUAUAUAUGUAUGUGUGUGUGUGUAUAUAUAUAUAUAAUUACACACGCAUAUGUGAAGGGUUAUUUAAGGAUUUCUGAGGGAUAUCAGUGUUACAAAGUAACCUUUUUGUUAAUUUUGGGGAACAAAAUGGUUUGGAAACUGUAAAGUGCUACUUGUACCUUUUUGCCCUGUAACUUUCCAAAAAAAGCUUAUAACAUGUUAAUAUUGGGUAUUUCUAAACUCAGGAUAAAACUUAAACUAUUUAGCACGGGUGUUUUUGCGGUUGUAGAUGCGCAACAGAUUUUGGGGGUCAAAGUUAGAAAAGGGGGGGGGGGUGGGGUUUUUUAAAAAAUUUUUUUUUUUUUUUUUUUUUUUAGUAAUUUAUAAUGAUGAAAAUAAUGGUAUCUUUAGCCCCUUAAGGACACAACUUCUGGAAUAAAAGGGAAUCCUGACGGAAUAUUUGGGAAAAACUGUCUGGUCACUAAGGGGGUUAUAGGUGAUACCUGUAGCAUGGCUUAGUAAGAAACAAUACUUGCAAAACCAUUUUUCCCUUUGUUUGGAGCAGUAUAAGGAGAUUGUUUGGUAGACAUAUGAUUGAUUAGUUUUCUACUAAUGUAUAAAGCUGGUAUUUUCAUUCCAUUUGCUAUAAAUACCCAGGCCUUGAGUUUAACCGCAGUAUUGGGUGCAAAGGAGGACCUAAUCAAACCAUGAGCUUUUGGUAAUACAACUUGCCACUGAUCUGAUGUAACCAUGGCCAUGUAGGAUGUGUAUAUUCUACGUUUGCUCCAUUGGUUUCAUCUGCAUCAGUAUAGAUUGGCAUUACGUCAUUGUUAGAAACAAGAAAUUGCUUUUCAUUGUUGAACAGCCUUUUGUUUUAUAGAUGUUUGUAAGCUAAAUACAUGGCUAAAUUGUAACUGAAAUAAAAAAUUUUCUUAAUAUUGUAGGUUGAUAGUGCUAUGUCCCUCAUUCAAGCUGCUAAAAAUCUGAUGAAUGCUGUAGUGCAAACCGUUAAAGCUUCAUAUGUAGCUUCUACGAAAUACCAGAAGUCACAAGGAAUGGCAUCUUUGAAUCUUCCAGCAGUUUCAUGGAAAAUGAAGGCUCCAGAGAAGAAGCCUCUUGUCAAAAGAGAGAAGCAGGAUGAAACCCAAACAAAAAUUAAACGGGCAUCUCAGAAGAAACAUGUUAAUCCUGUUCAGGCCCUCAGUGAAUUUAAGGCAAUGGAAAGCAUAUAAAUCUAUUUUUAACUCUAUGUAUUGAUGCUUCCAAUGUUGCUUUUGUUUUUUUUUCUUCUAAAGUUUUAAGACUCACUAAUUUUUGCAAAAAUGUAAAUUAAAAUUUCCACAAUAUAAAAGAGAACAUUUCUAUUGAAUUUUCUUGCAGAACUAAUAAGCAAACUUUUGGAAUAGUUUUUAUAGCAAUCUUACAGUUUUAUGUGCGUGUGUUAAUCUAUAAAUCUAUUAAUUUUACUCAAGAUGGGUGUGUUUCUAUUGUUUUGCAAAUUGCUAUGGUAUGAGGUUAUUACUGCCACACAUGGUUUUGAAUUUUUUUUUUUUUUUUUCUUAAGGAUAUACAUAUUGAGCUUUACAAUGCAUUUCAAAUAUCUUUCAAGAUUAUGUAGCUGCUGUGUAUUUUUGGUUAAUAAAGUCCUUUUAUAGUUAACUUUGAUUUGUUUUCUUUCUCCCUGCU
Messenger RNA from Pelobates cultripes (western spadefoot toad), 36620 nucleotides. The record is from the annotation of a GenBank genome assembly. NCBI's taxonomy places the organism in Eukaryota, Metazoa, Chordata, Amphibia, Anura, Pelobatidae.